Messenger RNA from Musa acuminata AAA Group (dessert banana), 2134 nucleotides. RefSeq lists its product as uncharacterized. The coding region runs from base 532 to 996 and encodes 154 amino acids. The transcript has 5 exons. The record is from RefSeq and is a predicted model, not a curated record. Lineage: Eukaryota; Viridiplantae; Streptophyta; Magnoliopsida; Zingiberales; Musaceae.
UAAGAGAAAGCCUGAAAUUUCCAACGUGGGUUCUCCUCAAUUGGAGACCACAAGCUUUGUAAUCCAAUCCGUCUCUGGUGUCUCUUUCACUCUAUGAUUACGGGAACCGGAAGUAAUUGAGAGGAAUCGGUGAAGCCGCAGAGACCCCUGUUCGAAUCGCAAUCCCUCCUGGUGAUUAGCUUUUGUUUAACUUGGUUGGAUGCAAACCUCUUUGCCGUUUUAGUUCUGUUGCCCAAUUAUGACACUAACGUGAGAAGGUUUUUCUUGGAGGGUCGUACUCCAAGAAAUGGCGAGUUAUGAUCCUUCCACUAUGGACGAGCCAUCCAGUUCUGGACGAAAGAUCAUCCUUCACCCCUUCUAUGUCCCGAAUUCAUCGCCUUAGUUUGAUCUGAGGGUAUUUUAUGUGAGGGGAUAGGGUCGAUAAUAGAUCAGAGGAAGCCACAUUUGUGAGCACAGAUAGGGUCGAUAAGAGAUUGUCUGCUGCUUGCUGGUGUCCUGGAACUGUGUAACUCUAAUGGUUAUAGUGGGGAAAUGAAGAAACAGAACAAGAAAUGGAGCAUGAAUUGUCUAUCUGUAGUCUCAGCCAGUACGAGCUUUCUGAAAAAUAAGCAAAUUACGAGUGCAGAGAUGAAUUUGCCUACAUUUGAGAAGCAUCAGGUGAAGGUUAUGCUGGAUUCCAUGCCGGAGGAUGACACAACAGAAUGGAAGAAAGAAAUGGAUACUGAGGAUGCUUUGCAGUUAUCAGAAGAUCGAGGCCACAAACAAGAAACUGAUUUGGACAUUGACUAUGGCGACAUAUACAUGAGAGCUGAGUUUCUGGAAGAAGACUGUGAACUUUCAUGGUUCAAUGCUGGAGUGAGAGUAGGUGUGUGGAUUGGUCUUGGUAUUUGCCUUGGCAUUGGGAAUCAGUGUUGGUUUGUUGGUCUGCACCUAUCAAGCCACCACCUGAAACUUCAAGAGGCGGCUCAUCCGAUGCUGGGACGAAAACUUUCAUAGUUGCAGCAGUUAUCAGAAUCACAAUCACCUGUCUCUGUUUAGAACCCUUGUUUGAUGACGCAGGUAACAUGUUCUCCUCCAUGGUAUGCAUUCUGCUGUGAAUGUGUCCAGAGCAGGUUUUGGUUUCUCACAUUGAAUAGUCGUGGUGUUUUGCUUGAGAAUAGAGGUUUUUUCAGGCAUUUGAGAUUCUUAUGGCAGCAUAUGCAUUCUCCUUCAGCAUCAGCCCAUGAGACCACACCUCUGCACCACUAGGUAGGAAGUUAUAUUACAUUCUUGUACAGGUCAUUUCAAUUUUUUUAAGCCAUGUCCACCAUUAUUGCUAGGCAAUGGAUGCUUUGAAAAUAGUCAUUUCAUCAACUCUUGUAGCAGUAUCAUCCCUCAUUAGAACAAAGUCAAAAUGGACCAUGUAGCUUUGACUUAAACAAAUCCUACCAGGAUAUGAAUCUGAUGGGACUCGAUCAGGCGUGAUGUAGAGCAUAUUAAUUUUAUAUGGAUGAAACCAUUGCAUUUUGUCUGAUUUGUUCUCUAAUCCUUUUCUUGUUUCAUUUUUGUUAACUAUAUACAACUCUGAUUAUUUGAUAAAUAAGCAAAUCUAGUACACAUGGCCUCGAUCCAGGAUCUGAGGAAGAUCAUUAUAUACAAUCUACACUUCUAUGAAUAAAGAGAUUGUGUGAAUGGAUAUUAGGAACAAUGACAUAUCUGGGGGAUGUUAAUACAAACUUGUGUGCAGUUUGUCCACAAGUUCAAGUCUCUACUAAAGAUGAUUUUAUUGGGGCCUUCUUAAAAUAAUUAUGAAUACAAUGAAACUCUUUACGACCAUUAAGUAUAGCUUAUUCAAUUCAUCUACUGCUACAUUUCUGAUUGCUGGUGAUUCCUCGUAAAAUUGUUGCACUGAAUCACAUCUAAAAGCUUUGCAGCUUACAGUGAACUAGCUCUCCAAAAAUGAGCUAAUUGAUAUCAGGAGAACAGCUCUUUCUGAAUAGCCAAGCACUUGUUGGAAAGUGAUGAUAGUCUUGAGUAUCCUUUUUGUUCCUCUUAUGUCAGAAUUAUUAUCCAGUGUUGAGCAGUUUUAGUUCUGUAGCUGUAAUGAGAUGUGACAGCUAUUCCAAUAUGUUUCUUUGGUUGAUGCUUUUCUAUC